AUGGCGGUAAACGGUGUCCACACAUCGCCAUCGUACAUUCUAGGCAUAGAUCUUGGUACGACAUCGGUGAAAGCCGCUUUAAUCGAUCGUGAUACCAAAGAAGUCGUGAGUUCGGUGUCGAGAGAAACGUGUGCGGGAGUUUGUAGCGAUCUCGGAAUACUCGGCAACGAACAGGACCCGAGUAAAAUAAUCCGUGCCUGCUCAAUGUGUGUUUCCGGACUUCCAAAACACAGCCUGAUUAAAGUCUCUAGCAUCGGUGUUUCGGGUCAGAUGCACGGCUGUCUAUUGUGGAAAAGUGGAGAGGGCUGGGCGCGGAGGGGCACCGGUCGUUUGGACGUCGGCAAGUGUAGUCAGUUGAUCACUUGGCAGGACCAGCGGUGCACCAGCGAUUUCCUGCGAUCACUGCCGGCCCCGAAGUCCCAUUUACGACUGUCGACCGGGCAUGGAUGUGCCACUCUCUUCUGGAUGAAAAGAAACAAACCCGAUCUACUGGACUCCUAUGACUGUGCCGGGACUAUUCAGGACUUUCUAGUGGCCAUGCUGUGCGGUCUGGAGAAGCCGGUAAUGUCGGUUCAGAAUGCCGCCAGCUGGGGAUAUUACGACACCGUCAAUAAAGUAUGGAACUCAGGAAUACUUUCAGAAGCUGGUUUUCCAGUAAAGCUCCUCCCGGAAGUCAAGACUCCUGGUAGUAAUGCCGGGAAUUUAGAAUAUAAUUGGUAUGGAAUCCCACAGGGGGUACCUGUCGGAAUAGCUCUUGGCGAUAUGCAGUGUUCCAUUCUACCGAGCCUGCAGAGCGAGACGGAUGCAGUUCUCAACAUCAGUACUUCUGCACAGUUGUCGUUUGCUAUGUCAAAGAAAUUCAUUCCUCCGCUAACAUCUGAAUCUGGCACUGCAGUUGAGUACUUCCCGUACUUUCACGAUUGCUACUUAGCUGUGGCUGCUGCCCUCACAGGCGGGAAUGUUCUCGCCACCAUGGUGAAAAUGUUACAACAGUGGACACAUGAACUUGGGCACGGAAUCCCCCAGCAGGACAUCUACAACAAAAUAUUAUCCGCCGCUCAAGAAAUCAACGACUGUGACUUGGUGGUCUCACCCACAAUAUUCGGGGAGCGACACAUACCAAAUCAACGUGCAUCAGUUAUGAACAUCACAGCUGAAAACCUCACUCUGGGUCAUCUCGGUCGUGCCGUGUGCCGCGGCAUUAUCACUAACCUUUACGAGAUGAUGCCCCGAGAGUUACUCGUCGAAUCUGGUGUCCAGCAAAUAAUUGGAUGUGGAAGUGCCUUGACUCGAAAUAAGAUAUUACAGACAGAGAUUGAAAACCUCUGGAAAUUGCCGGUUGUCUACUGUCAAGGCGGGGAUGCGGCAGUCGGUGCAGCCCUGUCACAAACUAUAGAAUAUAAUGUCUGAGUAAUUUUUCGUUUAUUACAUUUUUGUGGAAACCAUCACAUGCUGAUCCAAAGUAUAGGCAUUUUAAAUGUCAGAACAGACAGGAUGUAAGGGUACAUGAAUAGGGGCUUGCAAAUCCUUUUAA
Saccoglossus kowalevskii is the source of this 1534-nucleotide messenger RNA. RefSeq names its product sedoheptulokinase-like. Gene Ontology annotation, biological process: cellular response to lipopolysaccharide; glycerol metabolic process; phosphorylation. Gene Ontology annotation, molecular function: sedoheptulokinase activity. The record is from RefSeq and is a predicted model, not a curated record. Gene Ontology annotation, cellular component: cytosol. Lineage: Eukaryota; Metazoa; Hemichordata; Enteropneusta; Harrimaniidae.